AUGAAUAUUCUGGGUAUAUUUAUUAUAUUUAUUACAAUUACUGUUCACCAAAGUUUUAAUCAAAUAACCAGUGAUGAUCAUUUAAAAAUCGGUAUUACUUCUAAUCCGACCAGUUCAAAUCUAGUAUGGGAAAUUAACAAACCUCACAAUGAAGGCGAUGAAAGUGCGUCAGGUGGGCAGAAUUCACCACUGAAAACCUCAAAUGUCACAUCCUCCAUAUUAUGUUCAUUCUGUAUGAUAACAGUAAAUUUUGCAAGAAAAUUUUUGACAAAACCAUCAUCAUUUGAAGUUAUCCAUGGAAUUAUCAGUGAAAUGUGCUCUGUAGUCCAGGACUACGAAAUCGAGUGUUAUGAUCUGGCUGCACAAAUAGUUGACUCAUAUGUGAUUGUAUUCAACAGAACAGAUGCAGUAGAUACAUGUCUGGUAAGAAAUGUUUAG
This is a messenger RNA of Trichobilharzia szidati, 438 nucleotides long. The record is from the annotation of a GenBank genome assembly. Lineage: Eukaryota; Metazoa; Platyhelminthes; Trematoda; Strigeidida; Schistosomatidae.